This is a messenger RNA of Larimichthys crocea (large yellow croaker), 3456 nucleotides long. It is a transcript of the gene cdh10a, whose product is annotated as cadherin 10, type 2a (T2-cadherin). Gene Ontology annotation, biological process: adherens junction organization; cell-cell adhesion mediated by cadherin; cell-cell junction assembly. Gene Ontology annotation, cellular component: plasma membrane; adherens junction; catenin complex. The record is from RefSeq and is a predicted model, not a curated record. The coding region runs from base 327 to 2669 and encodes 780 amino acids. The transcript is spliced from 12 exons. Gene Ontology annotation, molecular function: cadherin binding; beta-catenin binding; calcium ion binding. Lineage: Eukaryota; Metazoa; Chordata; Actinopteri; Sciaenidae.
UGCGCACACACACACUCUCUCACUCUCUCACUCACUCACACACACAUUCGCACCAGCUGUGCUGUUGUCAGUCUUGGAAUGUAAGCACUGCCGUGAGGAGUCAGAUCCUCCGCCGCUAAGCACUGCUAAGGAGUAGGCAGAGUCGCCGCGCACUCAGUGACACAGAUGGAUGCUAAGCUGUGAGAAUCAGAAAAGGGAUCCGUGGACGUCGAGGAGAGGAAUACAAUGUCUGUUCUGAUGACACUGCCUUCCAGUGUUCAUCCUAUCAGAAGCUUAUCACCAUAAUUCAGAAGUCAUUCAGGACAUUCCCCAGCUGAUUGGAUACCAUGAUAGCCAAUCAGGUUCUGCUCCUCUUGACGCUCUCUAUCCUGUGGCCCAGCACCGCCCUUCCUUUCACACCUGGGAAUAUUGGGAAUCUGUUUAGGAUGAGAGAAGAGAGCGAUGGGAGAAUUCUUCAACGGUCCAAACGCGGAUGGAUGUGGAAUCAAUUCUUUCUGCUCGAGGAAUACACAGGAAACGACCAUCAAUAUGUCGGCAAGCUGCACUCAAACAUGGACAAAGGUGAAGGCAAUGUGAAGUACGUUCUGACUGGAGACGGGGCGGGCACCCUGUUCCUGAUCGAUGAGAAAUCUGGGGAUAUUCACGCCACCAAGAGGCUGGACAGGGAAGAGAAAGCCAUGUACACGCUCCAUGCAAAGGUGCUGGACAGGAACACCAAUGCGGAGCUGGAGCCCGACACUGAAUUUAAUAUUAAAAUUCACGACAUCAACGACAACGCGCCAAAGUUUGCCAAGGACAUCUACUUCGCCAGUGUCCCUGAAAUGUCUGAAGUUGGUACAACUGUUGCCACUGUAACUGCCACCGACGCCGACGAUCAAACAUAUGGGAACAGUGCCAAGCUGGUGUAUAGCAUUCUGCAGGGACAACCAUAUUUCUCUGUGGACUCUGAAAACGGUACCAUCAAGACAGCCCUGCCUGGCAUGGACCGAGAAGUCAAGGAGAACUACCAGGUCGUGAUCCAGGCUAAAGACAUGGCCGGGCAGAUGGGCGGACUUUCGGGGACGACGACGGUCAGCAUCACCCUGUCCGAUGUGAACGACAGUCCACCACGCUUUGCUAACCAUUCCUUUCGCGUGACCGCUCUGGAGUCAACAGAAAUCCAAGGCGCCAUCGGCCGCAUUAAGGCUGAUGAUCCAGAUGUCGGGCGUAACGCCGAGAUGGAGUACAGCAUAGUCGGUGGUCAUGACAUAUUCAACAUCAUCACUGACCAAACCACACAGGAGGGAGUCAUCAUAAUCAAAAAGGCACUGGAUUACGAAAGUAAAAGGGACUAUGAGUUCAGAGUGGAGGUGAAAAACACCUACUUAGACGCAAGGUUCAUCCACGGUUUGCAAUUCAAAGACUACGCCACAGUCAAGGUGACAGUAGAGGAUGUGGACGAGUCCCCCGUUUUCACCAGGAACCCUUACAUCAUCGAGGUGCACGAGGACACGGCCGCUGGCAGCUUCGUCGGCGUGGUGUCGGCCAGGGACCCCGAUGCCGACAACAAGCCAGUCAAGUACUCCAUUGAUCGGCAUACAGAUCUCGAGAGGCUGUUCAACAUCGAUUCUGUGAACGGCACCAUCACAACGCUGAAAGCCCUCGACAGAGAGAUGUCCAAAUGGCACAACAUCUCUGUGGUUGCCACCGAAAUAAAUAACCCACGUCAGACGACUCGAGUGCCCGUGUUCAUCAAGGUGUUGGACGUCAACGACAACGCUCCGGAGUUCGCCAUGUCCUACGACACGUUCGUCUGCGAGAACGUCAAAGCGGGACAGCUGAUUCAGACGAUAAGUGCUGUUGACACAGACGAGCCCCUCGUCGGACACAAGUUUGUCUUCAGCAUAAGUGCCACCAACCCGAACUUCACAAUCGUCGACAGGGAAGAUAACACUGCCAACAUCCUGACACGAAGGGGAGGUUUCAGCCGCCGUGAAAUGAGCAUGUACUUCCUGCCUGUCGUGAUCUCGGACAACGACUACCCCAUCCAGAGCAGCACCAGCACGCUGAUCGUUCGCGUGUGCGCCUGCGACAGCCGUGGAAACAUGCAGACGUGUAACCCCGAGGUCCUGCCCUUCUCAGAUGGUCUCACAACUGGAGCUCUGGUGGCCAUACUGCUAUGUGUCAUCAUUCUCCUCAUGAUCGUGGUGCUGUUUGCUGCCCUGAGGAGACAGAGGAAGAAGGAGCCUCUGAUCAUCUCCAAAGAGGAUGUCAGAGACAACGUUGUCAGCUACAACGAUGAAGGGGGCGGAGAGGAGGACACCCAGGCCUUUGAUAUCGGCACUCUGCGCAACCCAGAGGUGAUGGAUGCUAACAAGCUGCGCAGGGACAUCAUACCCGAAAUGCUGUUUCCCUUUCGGAGGACAUCACCUAUAAAGGAUAACACGGAUGUCAGAGACUUCAUUAACGGGCGGCUUCAGGAGAAUGAUUCGGAUCCCACAGCGCCGCCCUAUGACUCUCUGGCCACGUAUGCUUACGAGGGCAGUGGGUCGCUGGCGGAGUCCCUCAGCUCGCUGGAGUCCGCCGCCACCGAGGGGGACCAUGACUACGAUUACCUCAGCAACUGGGGACCACAAUUCAAAAAGUUGGCAGAGAUGUACAUAGGGAAAAGCCCUGACAGAGAGACCUAGACACAGCCACGACAGUCUCUCUCUUUAAUUUUUCCCAAGCCAGUUUUCUUUCUGUAUGUUUAACUAGCUACCUAGCCAGACAGUUACCUGUCUAGUUAGUUACCUAGCCAGCUAGUCGACUGUCUGUCUAUCUAUCUAUCAAGCUAUCUAUCUGUUCGUCCGUCUAGUUUGCUGGCCAGCUUGCUAGUUAACUAGUAGUCUAUUUGAUUCUCGUGCACAUGCGUGCACGGAAAUUCCUGCAGUCCAAUCCGCGGACGCUCAAAGACUUGAACUUGAAGUUUUCUCGUUAAUGGAGAUACAGUAUAAUUCUCAAAAGUUUUACUGUUUUUGGUCAUAAUCAGUAAAGAUGCCUUUGAAUUUUAGGAUUUUUGUGAACAAUGGUGUGGACAAUGUGUUUUGUAAUUGACCUGAGAGAUAGUAGUAUUGUAUACUAUCAAUGUUUAAUGGCACUGGACCGGGUUUUUGGGGUGUGGGUAUAGGGAAGGAGUCAAGUGGUUUUUCCAGCCACCUCCAUUAAAUACUGUAAAUGUACAAAGUGUUUUUAAAUAAUGGACAUCCUAUAUACUAUUUGCUAGCUCUGUUUGACAAGCAAUGUUCGUGUGAGUGGUUGGUGGUUUAUUUGUCAAACUGUGAAUUCAUUUCAUCAUAUAGGUGUAAUAUGUAAUGGAAAAAGUGUAUGUUGUAGGAAAACUGUCAUACACUGAAUUCAUGCUGUUUGAAUGCUGAGUCAUAUUGUUUUAUAUUUAUAUUUUUAUACUUAUUUUCUUAAUAAAAAGGAUGUAAAAAA